ACGCGCCUAUAAAAAACACCCAUCUCUUCCGCCUCCCACCUUCUCUCUUCUAUAGUCGCAUUCCCCAACCUCUUCCCCCGCCGCCUCCGUUGACGGCCACCGUUGACCUCCCCUCCGGCGAGGUCUUCCACCUCGCCGGGAACCCCACCUCCCGCCUUGUCCUCGAGGUGGUGUUUCUCCGGCCCCUCUAAUCGGCCGGCGCCUUGGUCUCCGCCUGCUCCCCGGAGUACUCGAUUCGCCUCCUUUCGAUCCCGCUACGGCUGCUCUGCUUGCUCGCCAUGGCGAUCCGAAUCACGGUUUCGUACUCCGGCUACGUGGCGCAGAAUCUCGCCGCGUCGCUCGGACAGAGAUGCUCCUCCGCCUCCACGGCGGCCGGGUGCCGCUUCUUCCAAGACGGCGGGUGGCGCCCCUUCUGCAUGCUCACCUCCUCCCGCCAAGCCGAGCACCACCGGAACAGCGGCGCCGACCACCGCCGUGAAGCACUCCGUGAAUCCGGAGAGCACGACCACCCGAAGGUGCAGGCGCUCUCCUCCUCCGCCGCCGGAGGGCAUUCGCUGUUCCUCUCGCCGGCAUACGCUUCGUCCAGGGCGCAGCCGCCGUCUCUGGCCGUGGGUUUGCUGUCGGUGCUCGCUCAGGGGACGGGGCCGACGGGUGGGAUCUCCGGCGCCGCGUCUCUGUCAGGAUCGUCGUCGAUCUCUCUCGGGUUCAACCCUUCCUCCUUCCUCCCUUUCAUGCAGACUUCGAAGUGGCUCCCCUGCAGCGACCUCGCCACCUCGUCGUCUGCGGCGCCGUCUUCUCCUCCUCCUCUUCCCUCACCGCCGCCUUCGAUUAGCCCCAAGAAGGCGUUGGUGAGUAGCGCUAGUGCUGGUGCUUCCAGCUCCAAGGCGCCGAUUGCACGGAACAGUGGUGGUAGUGCCGCGAUGAGCAGGAGCAACUGGUUGUCGAGGUGGAUGAGCUCCUGCUCCGAUGACGCCAAGACGGCAUUCGCGGCGGUGACCGUGCCGCUGCUCUACAGCUCGUCCCUGGCCGAGCCGAGGUCCAUCCCGUCCAAGUCCAUGUACCCGACCUUCGAUGUUGGUGAUCGGAUUCUCGCCGAGAAGGUCUCGUACAUAUUCCGGGAACCGGAUGUCUUGGACAUUGUGAUCUUCCGGGCACCCCCUGCUCUUCAGGCUUGGGGCUACAGCUCGGGUGAUGUUUUCAUCAAGAGGGUUGUGGCCAAGGCAGGCGACUAUGUCGAAGUACGUGAUGGCAAGUUGAUUGUCAAUGGAGUAAUCCAGGAUGAGGAAUUUGUGCUGGAAGCUCACAACUAUGAGAUGGAACCCACGCUUAUACCAGAAGGUUACGUGUUUGUGCUGGGAGACAACCGUAACAACAGCUUUGAUUCUCAUAACUGGGGGCCUCUUCCUGUGAGGAACAUCGUUGGAAGAUCCGUGCUUCGGUACUGGCCACCAUCGAAAAUUACAGAUACAAUUUACGAGCCUCGUGCAGAAUAUUCUGCAGCCGGGUUGUCAUGAGGUGUAUCCAGGCCGCCUGGCAGUUGCAGAUAGCCUAUGUGUAAUACUCUUUUGUGGAGCUCCACCUAUGAGCCGAGUUCCAGUUCACAUCUCUCACUGUUGUUUAUAGAGUUUUGUGUAAAUUCACUUUGGCUGACCAA
Molecule: messenger RNA, 1654 nt
Organism: Oryza brachyantha (malo sina)
Lineage: Eukaryota; Viridiplantae; Streptophyta; Magnoliopsida; Poales; Poaceae
Product: thylakoidal processing peptidase 1, chloroplastic-like
Exons: 6
Coding region: 279-1514 (411 amino acids)
Biological process (GO): thylakoid membrane organization
Cellular component (GO): chloroplast thylakoid membrane
Molecular function (GO): serine-type endopeptidase activity
Source: RefSeq, a predicted model, not a curated record